AUGAAAUACAAUCGGCUCGGUCAGUCUGGCCUGAAAAUCUCCAAGGUGGUCCUAGGCGCCAUGUCUCUUGGUUCCUCUGAUCACCUGAAAUGGGCAAUCCCAGAAGACCAGGCAUUGCCAGUCCUCAAGCAUGCCUUUGACCGGGGCAUCAACACCUGGGAUACAUCCGAUGUAUAUUCGUUUGGCGAAUCGGAACGCAUCAUCGGCAAAGCUUUGAAGCACUAUAACAUCGCACGCGAGCGGGUUGUGAUUCUGACAAAGUGCUACGGUGGCAUCCCUGAGCCUGCAGACUUUAUAGGCCUGUCUGAAGAAGAGCAACUCCGCAUGUUAUCCGUCAACGAUGGAAUCAUGGUCAAUCGCAUUGGACUAUCGCGCAAGCAUAUCUUGGACGCAGUGGAUGCCAGUGUGGAGAGAUUGAACACGUACAUAGAUGUCCUGCAGAUACACCGACUUGACCGCAACACGCCCCGCGAGGAGAUCAUGAAAGCACUCAAUGACGUCGUUGAGAGCGGCAAAGUACGUUAUAUCGGAGCAAGUUCGAUGCACGCUUGGGAGUUUCAAGCCCUCAACAACAUUGCGGAUAAGCAUGGAUGGCACAAAUUCAUCAGCAUGCAAGACUACCAUUCGCUUCUGUACCGGGAAGAAGAGCGUGAAAUGCAUGCCUAUUGCCGCGAUGCUGGUGUUGGAAUUAUUCCGUGGUCUCCACUAGCUCGUGGUCUCCUUGCUCGCCCAUACAAGGUGACCAAAGAGCAGCCCACGCUUCGUCAGACGAGCGACGUGUACUCUCAAUUGUUGGUCGGCGAGGUGACCGAGAUGGACGUCAAUAUCAUCAACCGCGUGGAGGAACUGGCAGAGAAAAAGCGCUGUAGCAUGGCGCAGAUUGCCAUUGCAUGGUCCUUGAAGAAAGGGGUCAAUCCGAUUGUCGGCCUGGCAAGUAUCAACAGGGUGGAUGAGGCCGCAGAGGCUGUGGCCCUGGCUUCGAAUGGCUUGAUGACUGAGGAGGAUGUCAAGUAUCUGGAUGAGCUAUACAUUGCGAAAGGAGAGCUCUGGAUGGUAGAGUAG
Molecule: messenger RNA, 1062 nt
Organism: Talaromyces rugulosus
Lineage: Eukaryota; Fungi; Ascomycota; Eurotiomycetes; Eurotiales; Trichocomaceae
Exons: 4
Coding region: 1-1062 (353 amino acids)
Source: RefSeq, a predicted model, not a curated record